Molecule: messenger RNA, 620 nt
Organism: Oncorhynchus gorbuscha (pink salmon)
Lineage: Eukaryota; Metazoa; Chordata; Actinopteri; Salmoniformes; Salmonidae
Product: nuclear transport factor 2-like
Exons: 5
Coding region: 112-498 (128 amino acids)
Biological process (GO): protein import into nucleus
Cellular component (GO): nuclear pore central transport channel
Source: RefSeq, a predicted model, not a curated record
CCCCAGUAUAUGACAACACAUGUUUUUUUCUCCGGAUGAAGCGGGAGAGACCUGUUGUGCAUCCACACUGGAUUACUAGUAAAUUGCAUAUUAAGAUUCCAACUUUGAAUCAUGGCAAGCAAACCGGUUUGGGAGCAGAUAGGUGCAGGCUUUGUGCAACAUUAUUACCAACAGUUUGAUUCUGAUAGAACCAAACUCGCCGAUCUUUAUACUGAUGCGUCAUGUUUAACAUGGGAAGGAGUUGGGUUCCAGGGGCAUAAAGCCAUUAUGGAGAAGAUCACUAGCUUACCGUUCCAGUCAAUUCAGCACAGCAUCACCGCACAGGACCACCAGCCCACGCCAGACAGCUGUGUAAUGAGCAUGGUGAUGGGACAGCUCAAGGCUGACACGGACCAGGUGAUGGGUUUUCAACAAACGUUCCUGCUGAAGAACGUGGACAACAAAUGGAUCUGCACAAAUGACAUGUUCAGAUUGGCACUACAUAACUUUGGAGCAUAGGAGGAAAUGGAAGGAUCAUGUACCUUCCACAGAGUUAGCUUUUUAUAUUACUUUUCAACUUUACGUGUGUGUGAGAGAAUGAUUGUCAGAUUCUUGUCUUCAAUAAACUCAUUAACCAGUUA